AUGGUCACAGGGAGGAUUCUGAUGGUGAACAAGCUUCGAGUACUUAGUGAUGCGGAUGCGAUGCAAGUCAGUCCACGGUACGCCGUUGCCCAAUGCGCAAGUUUUGUUGUUAUAUUCGCGCCGGCGCAAGUACGUGAGCUCCAAAGUGAAACAAUGUUAAAAUUUACACACCCGUUACGCCUUGUUGGUCGGGUGUUUCCGAUAGUGCGAUGGUCCAGGAAUUACAACUUGCGAACGGGCAUCGGGGACCUAAUAGCUGGGAUAACUAUUGCGCUGACAUUGAUACCGCAAUCUAUAGCGUACGCUUCUUUGGCUGGAUUGGAACCCCAGUUUGGAUUAUAUGCAUCGUUUGCCGGUGGCUUUGUGUACGCAAUAAUGGGUACAUGCCCUCAAAUAAACAUCGGCCCUACCGCUCUGCUGUCACUCCUCACGUUUACAUACACAAGCGGAACAAAUCCCGACUUCGCAGUACUUUUGUGUUUUAUGGGUGGCAUUGUCACUUUGGUAGCCGGUAUUGCGCAACUCGGAUUUCUCGUGGAUUUCGUUUCAUUGCCCGUAGUUUCGGGUUUCACCUCGGCGGCAGCUAUAACGAUCGCUUCAUCCCAGAUUAAAGGACUUCUUGGUUUGAGGUUUGAAGCUGAGACUUUUAAGACAACGUGGGAAGGUGUAUUCCACCAUAUAGGUGAUACACGUAUGCAAGAUACUUUACUUGGGCUUGCGUGCUGUGUAGUGUUAAUGGGAAUGAAGGCCAUGAAAGAUAUACGCUUGAAGCAGCCUCUAGACGACAAAGGCCGCCGCAGUGCUCUUAUAAUUCAAAGGACUCUAUGGUUUGUUGGCGUUUCAAGGAAUGCAGUCGUAGUUGUUAUAGCCGCUGUACUGGCUUUCCUUGUACAUGAGGAUAAACGCGAUCCUUUGAUACUUACCGGUUCAAUAACCCCAGGAUUGCCUAUACCACAUCUGCCAUCUUUUCAUAGCACUGUAGGAAAUACAACGGUGCCCCUGGGAGACAUGUUAGCUCACCUUGGCUCGGGAUUAAUUGUCGUCCCUGUUGUUGGAAUUAUAUCUAAUGUUGCUAUUGCAAAAGCUUUCUCUAAAGGAAAAACGUUAGACGCAACUCAAGAAAUUGUAUCUUUGGGAAUUUGCAACAUUGUUGGCGCCUUCUUCAAAUCUUAUCCAGUGAAUGGUUCGUUCACCCGAAGCGCUGUAAGCGACGCAUCGGGAGUGAAAACUCCUGCCGCUGGGUUUUAUACUGGUGUAAUAGUACUUCUGACCCUGGCGUUGUUAACGCCGUAUUUUUACUUUAUACCCCGGGCGGCACUCGCUGCGGUCAUUAUGUGCGCCGUUCUACAUAUGGUGGAUUUGGCCAUAAUCAAGAAAUUAUGGGCCACAAGCAGAUUGGACCUAAUACCACUGGCGGGAACUUUUGUCUGCUGUCUGGCGUUGGGCAUUGAAAUUGGUUUGGUUUGUGGUGUUGGAAUCGAUAUACUGCUGCUUCUCUAUUACCACUCCCGUCCGCCUCUGGAAGUGCAGUUUAUAGACGAUGGAACAAUAACUCCCCACUAUGCAGUACGUCCAAUUGGUGGGUUUCAUUUCGCUGGAGCUGAAAGGUUCAGAGCAAGACUGGUCUCGUUAAAAAAAGAAAAACAUUUUCCUUCUAAUGUACAUACUGUAGAAAGUGUCACUUCCGUUGCCAAUGACAUGCGAAUAACUGUACCCAAUGGAAGCAUAAAUUUUGUUGGACGAGGAUCAACUAAAGUUUUAGUAAUACAUUGUGAUGCAUUAUGCAGGAUGGACUACACUUUUAUAGAGAGUAUUAAAAUGCUUAUAUCGGAUUGGUCCCAUGAUGGCUGCGUAAUAUGGUGUGAUGUGAAACCCAAGAUCAAAGACCAGUUGAACAGUGUUCUUAAUGAUCCGAUUUACUGCAAUUACGAUCAAUUAGGGACCAUAUUGUCCAGUUUUUUUGCGAUGGAGUCACCGCAAUAUGUCAUUAACAAUUCCUGCAGCGACACGCCCUUA
Molecule: messenger RNA, 2016 nt
Organism: Iphiclides podalirius (scarce swallowtail)
Lineage: Eukaryota; Metazoa; Arthropoda; Insecta; Lepidoptera; Papilionidae
Source: the annotation of a GenBank genome assembly